CCCAGAUGUUAGCUCUACAACCAUGAACGAGAUUCCCGCCCAAGACCCUUUUUACACUUAAGAAGAGAAUAUUUUAAGUCUACUUGCAGAAUGGCGGUUCUCAACCCGCUUUCAGGGGAUGGAGAAGCUCCCCAACAGUACAAGCAGCCCUCGAGGAAAGGCAAGAAGGCAUGGAGGAAGAACGUCGAUGUCAGCGAUAUCCAGAAAGGCCUGGAUGCUUUGAAUGAAGAAAUUAUUCGGGGAGGUGUUAUCGCCGAAAAAGCAUCCGCCGAUCUCUUCACCAUCGACACAGUAGGCGACGCGAGUGUCACCAAGAAGCGCACCACCAAAGCCCUCCGCUCCGACGAGAUCAUCGCUCAACGCUCUGCCGUCUCGGCUGUCCCACUCCGAAAACGGCCGGCCAAGACAUCAGACGGGCUUCUUCCCGUAAAACGCCAGCGCAAAGAUUGGGUGUCUCACGCCGAACUCGCCCGCCUCCGCAAGGUCGCCGACGGCGAACACGACUCUCCCAUCACCGUCAAGGACGCCAGCUACGACAUUUGGGCCACCCCUGCUCCCGACGCAGCUCCCGUGGUGAAGGCGGCCGUGCCCGAGGAGCACAACUUCAUCCCCGCCGAGGUGAAGCCGAAACCACCCAAGACUCUGCGCCAUAAGCCCAUCUCUCUGGCCGCGAGCGGUAAAUCCGUCCCCGCGGUGGCCAAGCCCACGGGAAGCUACAGCUACAAUCCACUAUUCGACGACUACGCCGCCCGUCUGCAAGCGGAAUCCGACAAAGCCGUGGAGGAGGAGCAGAAGCGCCUGGCGCACGAGGAAGCCGACCGCCUCAAGGCCGAGGCCACAGCACGGUCCGCUGCGGAGGCAGAUGCGGCCGAAGCGCGCGCCGAGAUGUCCGAGUGGGACGAAGAUUCGGCGUGGGAAGGAUUCGAGACGGAAGCCGACGACGACGAGGAAGGGAACGGUAAGGUCUCCGCGCGGAAGAUCGCGAAGCGGAAGACCACGGUUCAGCGGAAUCGGACCAAGCGCCGCAAGGCGGAUGAGGGACGGCUGAAGCACAUGGCUGCGAUGAAGAAGCGCGACGAACAAGUCAAGCGGAUCCGAGAGAUCGCCGCCGAGGUGGCGGAGCGCGAGGCCCAUCGCGCUGCCCUCGUGCAGGCCAAGUCGGCCGCUGGGAGCGACGAGAGCGAGGAGGAUGUCGGAGCGAGCGAGGUACAGCUGCGUCGUAAGAAGCUGGGCCGCGCCAAGCUGCCCGAGGGCGAUCUGGAGCUGGUCCUCCCCGAUGAGCUGGAGGAUUCGCUGCGUCGGUUGCGACCCGAGGGAAAUCUUCUCAAAGACCGGUACCGGAGUCUCCUGGUCCGUGGUCGCUUGGAACACAGGCGGCGCCUCCCCUUCAAGAAAAUGGCCAACGUCAGGUGGACCGAAAAGUGGUCAUUCAAGGACUUCAGGAUAUAAAUGGAGUAAAAAGACGAUCUAUUCACUCUCGCUUACGCUUGGCUUGCACUUAUGCGAUGUUGCCGCAUGCCUACAUAAUGAAAAGGGACAGACAACGACACGAAUCCCAGACCACGGGGAUGCUAUUAUAUGUUCAUGAUCAUAAACGACCUUUCCUGGUGUUCUUCAGAUUUACUCUCUUAAACUUCUAAAAUCAAUGCGUGCCAGGUAGCAGCACAUUGCAGCGCCGCUUCGAAUCCGUGGAAGCUGUGCCGAGUUAAAAGCUCACCAUGUCUGCAGAUUUUCAAGUCAGUGGCUUAAUCGGUGGAGGACGUUGACGGCGAUCUUGGUUUGUAUGUAAGAUAGACUCACCUCUUCCGAACAUACCCCGCUUCAUCCAGUC
This is a messenger RNA of Sodiomyces alkalinus F11, 1831 nucleotides long. Its product is annotated as putative 60S ribosomal biogenesis protein Nop53. Gene Ontology annotation, molecular function: 5S rRNA binding. Gene Ontology annotation, cellular component: nucleolus. Bases 91 to 1449 code for a protein of 452 amino acids. Lineage: Eukaryota; Fungi; Ascomycota; Sordariomycetes; Glomerellales; Plectosphaerellaceae. The transcript has 2 exons. Gene Ontology annotation, biological process: ribosomal large subunit assembly; rRNA processing. The record is from RefSeq and is a predicted model, not a curated record.